Messenger RNA from Diceros bicornis minor, 1110 nucleotides. RefSeq names its product serotriflin-like. NCBI's taxonomy places the organism in Eukaryota, Metazoa, Chordata, Mammalia, Perissodactyla, Rhinocerotidae. Bases 127 to 849 code for a protein of 240 amino acids. The transcript has 8 exons. The record is from RefSeq and is a predicted model, not a curated record. Gene Ontology annotation, cellular component: extracellular region.
CACUUGAGUUUUUGCCCACAGGUGGCAAGAGGAGUCUAGGCAGUUUUGCUGGCUCCACUAGUUCCAGAACUCAGACGGAGCAGACGGAGGCUUGCUUGUCUGUAUCUUACCAGCUGCUCUGGGACAAUGGUGUUGGUUGGCAUAUGCUUCAUGAUACUGCUGCAACAUGCUGCAGGAAUGUCAAAUAUCUCAGUUUCCUCUUUAUCGACCCAUCAUCUAUCAAUCCAAAUGGAGAUUAUUAAUACGCACAAUGACAUGAGAAGGAUGGUAAAACCCACUGCUUCCAACAUGCUCAAAAUGACAUGGAAUCAUGAAGCUGCAAAGAAUGCUGAAAAGUGGGCAAAGAAAUGCACCAUGUCUCAUAGUUCUUCAUCUAAACGAAAAAUUAGCUUUGCUGGCUGCGGGGAGAAUAUACUCAUCUCCAGUCGUAUCAAAUCAUGGCCAGAUGCAAUCUAUUAUUUUUACAAGGAACUUAAAUACUUUAAAUAUGGAUUUGGACGUACUCGAGCAAAUGCUAAAAUAGGCCAUUACACCCAGGUUGUUUGGCCCACUUCCCACCAGCUUGGCUGUGCAUUAGCCUACUGUCCACAUAAGAACUUGAAGUAUUACUAUGUUUGCCAAUAUUGCCCCGGGGGAAACUAUGUGAAAACCAUGAAGACCCCAUAUAAAAAAGGAGAACCGUGUGGAGACUGCCCUCAUCAUUGUGAUGAUGGGCUUUGCACCAAUCCCUGCAUGCAUGUGAAUAAGUACUCGAAUUGUGACAACUUGGUCAGAAAACACGGCUGUGAUACAAAAGACAUGAUAGAAAGCUGCCCGGCUACCUGCAAAUGCCCAACAGAAAUAAGAUAGAACAUUGUUUAAUGCUGCUGUUUCUUCUCAAGAGCAACGUGACUCCACUUAGAAACAAAAUUACUGUAAAAAUUUCGGGUCUUGCUUUAUCAGUUCACACAUGUUUGAAAAAGUCUUCUAUUGAAUAUAUUCUCUUUCAGCAAUUAAAUUUGAUAAUAUCUUAAUUUUAAAAAGUAAUAAGAACAGUAAAUUUAGUAACUGUGAAAUUUAGAUAAAAAUGUAAUGCUGAAUCUAAUAAAUUAUUUAGUCAUCAUAGUUGAU